Molecule: messenger RNA, 1211 nt
Organism: Phragmites australis (common reed)
Lineage: Eukaryota; Viridiplantae; Streptophyta; Magnoliopsida; Poales; Poaceae
Product: transcription factor ILR3-like
Exons: 5
Coding region: 152-916 (254 amino acids)
Biological process (GO): regulation of DNA-templated transcription; intracellular iron ion homeostasis
Molecular function (GO): protein dimerization activity; DNA-binding transcription factor activity
Source: RefSeq, a predicted model, not a curated record
CGUACCUCAUCUCGGCGUCCGAGCCCACGACAGCUUCCCGUCCCGUCCUCCUCGCCCCCCGAAUCCCCCAAUUAACGACACGACCGCGGAGCCCUAGCCUCCUCCGGCCACCCGCCGCGGGCCACGGCGAGCCCCCCUUCCCGCCGCCGCCAUGGCCUCCCCGGAGGGCUCCACGUGGGUCUUCGACUGCCCCCUCAUGGACGACCUGUCGGCCGCCGACUUCGCCGCUGCUCCCGCAGGAGGAUUCUACUGGGCGGCCCCGCCGAUGCAGCCUCAACCGCAGUCGCCGCCGCCGCCUCCCGCGCAGGCCAUCGCUACCGCGGCGCUUCCCAACCCCUGUGUGGAAAUCAAUACCUCUGUGGACUGUAAUCAGGGCAAAGAACAGCCAACAAAUAAACGUCCUAGGUCAGAUAGUGGUGCUCAACCAAGCACAAAAGCAUGCAGAGAGAAAAUUAGAAGGGACAAGCUGAACGAGAGGUUCUUGGAAUUAUGUACCAUCUUGGAUCCAGGAAAGACACCUAAAAUGGACAAGUCAGCUAUAUUGAAUGAUGCUAUUCGCGUAGUAACCGAAUUGCGUAGCGAAGCACAAAAGUUGAAGGAUUCAAAUGAGAGUCUCCAAGAGAAGAUCAAAGAGCUGAAGGCUGAGAAGAAUGAGCUGCGGGACGAGAAGCAAAGGCUGAAGGCAGAGAAAGAGAGCCUGGAGCAGCAGAUAAAGUUCCUGAAUGCCCGCCCAAGCCUUGUGCCGCACCCUCCGGUUAUCCCAGCCUCUGUGUUCACAGCUCCUCAAGGGCCGGCAGCCGGGCACAAGCUGAUGAUGCCUGUGAUUGGGUACCCCGGAUUCCCGAUGUGGCAAUUCAUGCCACCUUCUGACGUCGAUACCUCUGAUGACCCCAAGUCGUGCCCUCCUGUGGCAUAAGCAAGCAAAAGCCAGUUGCCUGAUCCUGUGGAAAGAGGCGACACCGCCCUCCAUUCGAGUCUAGAUUGGUCCGGGUCCCCAGUGUUAUUGAUGCAGUUGACUGCAGAGCCGAAGGGAGGCUUAUAUGCAUCAGAUGGUGACAUGGGGUGAUCUGAUGACACCGUUGUAUAUUAUUAGUAAAUAAAAUCCGUAACUUCAAGCAAAUGAGGAAUUAGAUGUCGUAUACUUUCUGCUUUGUUCGCCAUAUAACCCGCGAUUUGGUACUGAUUAGGUUAUACCUAUUGUGUGGUCCUCC